AGUUCCUUCUUCCGGCUUUGUAGCACCGUUUCUGUGUGGUUCUGUCCUGAAGCGAGACAGAGGAAACAACUGAAGACGGUCGGAAGUGUUCACCUCGAAGCCCCGUGAGCCGAAGAGGGAGGAUUUGAUGCGACUGCUCUGAUGUUAAAAGACCAAGCGAUGUCGGUGGUGUUUGACGGGAGUCCGCUGAAAGCGAUGCAGAGCUCCCACACUCACAGCCCGCACACCGCCCCGAGUGCCCAGGAACUAUCUCAGGAGAUCAAGUCCUUUAUCAGUGGCGUUGACACCGUUCAGGGCCGGAAGCUCAGUGUCCGGGAACACGCCCGCUGUGCAGUCCGGCUGCUGCGCUCAGUCCCGGCCUGUCGAGGGGCUGUGCUGGAGCAUCUGAGGGGUGUGUACGAUGAACACGUCUCGGCCUUCCUGCACAACCUGGAGACAGAGGGGAAUGGCGGCUCUGGGGUCAGCUCCAAUCUGGAGGACAUCAUACAGGAAGUCCAUGGCGUGCUUUCAGAGUUCAUCCGACUCAACCCCCGGGCCUGGGCCCCCCUGGUGUCUUCCUGGGCGGUGGACUUGUUGGGCCAACUGAGCAGCAAGCACGCAGGCCGCAGGGUGGCCCCCCACUCCUCCAGCCUCAACGAGUUGCUCCAGCUCUGGAUGUCUUGUGCUGCUACCCGCUCCCUCAUGGAGGCCUACUCGCAGUGUUUGGCCGCCAUGCUGGCCUGGUGCCCUGAUGCCUGUGUUGAUGCGCUGUUGGACACCUCGGUUCAGCACUCCCCGCAUUUUGACUGGGUGGUGGCUCACAUUGGGUCUGCCUUCCCCGGUACUAUCAUCAGCCGAGUCUUGGCAUGUGGACUUAAGGACUUCUGCUCUCAUGGUGCCAAGGACCAAGGGUUAAUGGUGAUGGGCUUGGAAAAAGGUAACAGAGUGCCUAAGAUCGGCUCUGUUGUGGGAAUCCUAGGACACCUCGCAGCGCAUCACUCAGACAGCAUCAGGAAGGAGCUGCUCAGGAUGUUUCAGGAGAGCUUGAGUCCAUCAAGCCCCCUUUCUCCCACUUCAUCCUCCACUUCCUGGGAGAGUUCCCCUCAGCUUCGUCGAGCUGCAGUGCCAUUUCUGCUCCAGCUGGCUGCCAUGUCCCCUAACCUCUUUGGUGCUGUGUCUGCAGAGCUGGUCGAACUGUUACGCCCCCCUGUCCUGCUCCAGCUGCAGGCCUUGCUGCAGGGCCUCCCCAGAGAGGAGCUGGAUAACAUGCUGGGUCUUGCUGUCCACCUUAUUAGCCAGAGUCCGUCAGGAGGAGCCCGUGUGCUCCGUUUUCUGGCGGACACUGCGACUCCGGCCUCAGUCAUCAUCUCUGGCCCAACACCGUCCCCGCAUGAAGGAGUCAGAGAAGGCUGUGACCGCCUCCUCCAGAUGCUGCUUCUGCAUCUCCACAAACUGGUCUUCAACCGCUCAGAUGGAGUUGAGGGAAAUCCACAUCACUCUGCUUCGUCUCAACCCCAGAGGGUCAUCCUCUUCUUGGAGGAGCUGCAGUCUCAUGUGGGUGAGCUCUGUGCUGAGACACUGCGACUGGAGAGAAAACGUCACCUCUGGCUGCACCAGCUUCUGUGUCUGCUGUCCAUCUAUGGGGGUCCCAGUGUGGCCACCGAGGCCCUCUGCCAGCUACUCACCCAGGCCCGCAACCCAGAGGAGUUGGCUCUGGCCUGGCAGCUUCACACCACCCUCUCCUCUUGCAUGGCAGGACUCAUUCCCACUGCUGUAACUCGCUGUGUGGCCCAGAUCCACACACACACCCUGGGGCCUCGGCAGCUGAGGCAGCUGCUGCUCAACUUGGCUGCAGCCAUCCAGAGUCAGGAUGAGGAGAGAAGAGGAUCAGCUAGUGCUCAGUCCUCCAUGGCCACCCAGUUGGGUUCAGCGGUCUCUGUACACCUCCAUGAUUUUGGCCCACUCCUUCUCCACGGUGACCCAGCUGUAUCUCAUGCCACAGUGCGCCUCCUGUCCUGUAGCCCCCUCCCUCGGACCUUCUGCCCAGCACACCUGCUCCUGCUCUCCCGUGCCGCUGUCACUCAUUUCUUUCAGGCACUUCGUAGAAGAGGAGAAGCGGGGAAGGUGGGUAAAGAUGGGGGACAGGCGGGCGAGGCGGUGAAUUGUUCAGUCCUUCUCCUGUCCCGUUUAGCGGUGUACUCUCCGCUCACACUCAAGGCAGUGCUUCAGCAGCUGGUUGAGGGAGCGCUGCAUAAAGGCAACACUGACCUGUUUGGAGGGCAGAUUGCAGACAUGUCUGGUGCCCCUGUGCCUUCCCCCUCUGUGACCCCUGAUGUUGGAGCCUCCCUGCUUGACAUCAACUGUCGGUUCGGCACCACUGUCAACUUUUCUGGCAGCGUGUGGUCUGUAUUUCAUGCUGGGGUAAUUGGCAAGGGGCUGAAGGUACGCUCUGACAUACAGCUGCCUGACCCAUCUGGGGUCAUCCAGAACAUCCAGACUAUUCUGGCUGUCGUGGUACAGUGUUGCAGCUCCUCUGGUCUCAACGGCUCUAUGAACGGCUCACGUCCAGCAUCUGACCCCGACGAGCCGCUGCCCAUCAACGCCGAGGCAGCCAAGGUUGUUGCAAUCACACUGGUGGAAAGCGUCUGUCCGGAUGUGGCCAAUGGGGAGCUGUCUUGGCCCCCAGAGGAGCACGCCCGCACCACGGUGGAGCGAGACAUCCACAUUCGACGCUGGUUUGAGGCCCACCCGGUGAUUUUCCCUCUGCUUCAGGUGGUGGCAGCUGGACGUCCGGCUCUCUGCUACUGCUCAGCUGUGCUCAGAGGCCUCCUAGCUACUCUGCUGGCCCACUGGGAGGCGUCCCGUGAGAUGUCAUCCACAGACUCCCCGUGGCACCUUCAGGCCUCCUGCCUUCUGGUGUCCUGCAUGGGAGAGGGCCAGCUCCUGCCUCCUGUUCUGGCCAACGUCCACGAAGCCUUCCCCCACCUCACUCCCUUCGAGGUGAGGCUGCUCCUCCUGGCUGUGUGGGAGUAUGUGAGGGGCAAUGGACCAAUGCCCCAGAAGUUUGUCUUCAGCUCAGAGAAGGGCCUGUUCUGCAGGGAUUUCUCACGGGACGGUGAUGUGGCAAGAUACGUGGCACCGAUUCACAGCGUCCUGCAUAAAAACAUUGAUAGAUUGGGACACCUGUGCUGGCGGUUCCAGCUCUAAGAUAAGAUGAACCUUUAUAGAUUUACCUGUAGGGGAAAUUCAAAAGGGUAGUAGGGAGCAAACUGUGAAGAGCGUGUGACGUGGAAUAAAUAGAUGCAGUAAAAUAGAUGUAGUACUUACAUUGCUCAGAGAGUGGACUGCCGUGUUCUUCACUUUUAUUCUUGUGUGUGUGUCUUCUGUAACAUUUUUCGACUUUUCUAACAAGUUGUUAUUGUGAGAAAGGGACAUGCAAACAGGCACACAUGUACAAUAGUGUGUUUAUACAGAAUGUCCUCACAAAAAACAACCUUAAUAAGUCAUUUUUGGUUUUGAAAAUACAACAUGCUUUGGCUAAAUCAUUUAUAAUUUUGUGAAAUUUUCAGAUUUUUCAUGUCCUAAAAUUGUGGCUGCAAUCUUUCCUUGUUUUUUUCAACAAAAUAAACCCUCAUUUGUUUCUGA
Molecule: messenger RNA, 3624 nt
Organism: Scophthalmus maximus (turbot)
Lineage: Eukaryota; Metazoa; Chordata; Actinopteri; Pleuronectiformes; Scophthalmidae
Gene: ints5
Product: integrator complex subunit 5
Exons: 4
Coding region: 142-3186 (1014 amino acids)
Biological process (GO): snRNA 3'-end processing
Cellular component (GO): integrator complex
Source: RefSeq, a predicted model, not a curated record